AUGAACUCUCUAAUCGGCGAAGAUGUCGAAGGAGACUACAGCCUCCGCGACCGGCAGUUGAGCGUCGUCAUACUGCUGGUGGUGGCUAUUGUGGCCGGUUUCGUUCGCGCUCUGCGGCGCAUCGUCAACAUCCCCGUGGUGGCCGUCGUCGUGGCGAUGGGCUUCAUCGCCGGUCGCUUGGUGAGCAAGUACGAUCUCAAGGAGAAGCUGCUGCCGGUCACUGACGCUCAGAUACGGGAAAUGCUGUUUCUCUAUCUGCCCGUGCUCAUGUUCACAGCCGCCUUUAACCUGCGCCACCAUCUGUUCAAGCAGUGCUUCUGGCAGUGCGUUCUAAUGGGCUUCGGCGGCCUCGUGUUCAGCACCCUGCUUUUCAUGCUGUACAUGUCCGGCACCCGCGACGCCGAGAAGCAGAACCUGGCGGAGACCGUGCUCAUCAGCCUGCUGACUUGCUGCGCCGAGCCCAUGUUCGUAUCAGACCUGGACGUGCUCUCAACGGCUCGCUCCCAUAUUCUGGAGACGAUCGUCAUGGGUGAGCCGUUGGUCGGAGUGACUUGUCUGUGGAUGGCUUACCGGUUCAGCACUUUGCCUGGGAAGAUCACCAUCUACACCUUCUUCAACACGGUGGCGUGCACGCUGUUCGUGGGGCCAAUAUUUGGCAAUAUUUUCGGUCGCGUACUUGCUAUGGCCACAAUCGCGCUGUCGCAAGAUUUACCCGUCUCUUUCAUCGUCAACGUUACCAGCGUGGUGGCCACAUGGUCGUUUGCCGAGAAGUUCCUGUACGGUGCCGGUAUCACCACGGUCGUCUCAAUGGGUCUCACCGCCAGUGCCCACUCGGCGGCUACCGUGCACAACCCAGUCGUGCUCAGGAAGUUCUGGAUGCUUAUGAGGUACGCUUAUAACGUCGUCAUCAUCUUCCUCUCGGCGUAUCGAAUCGGACGCGACACGCGUGACUACCUUGGCUGGCACGAGAUCAUGAGCCCCAUCAACGCGUACGUGGCUAAGAUCGGAGUGCGCUUUGUGACCACUCUCGUGCUGUAUCCCCUGCUGGCGUCGGUGGGGUACGACCUGAACUGGCAGCAAUGCCUGAUAGUGGCGUGGGCGAACUUCAAGGGUGCUAUCAUGAUCGGCCUCGACCUGACCAGGGCCUUCCCCACAGUAAACCUCGAGUUCGCGCUCAAAGAACAGUUUAUACGCAUGGGCACUAUGUUUCUUGUCCAAGUGCUCAACACUACCACGCUGCCAAAGCUAAUGUCGAUGCUAGGACUGCUGUCGCUUUCGGAUGUAGAGAGGGCCAACAUGAACAUGGUAAUCAUGGCGCUUCGCAACACGUCUCGCGCGUCGACAAAUUUUCAGCGUCGUGACAAGAAGUUCUCGGGAGCCGACUGGAAAUGGGUCCAAAUGCACACUUAUAUCGACAACCCGUACGCUGGCGCUGAAGAGGAAGAGCGCGCGGAACAGACAGACUCUUACGUUCCCGCACGCGUAUACAGGAAUGCUGCCGCGAAGAAGGCGAGUGGUUGCAUUUUGAGGUUGCAGAAGGUCUGCUACAACAAGCAGUACGAAGAUGGUAUGAUCCAUAACAAGACAAAAGCCACCAUUUUGGCUGCCCUGCAGUAUCCGUUGGAGAAGGAAGGCUAUCUCGACUACGCCAUGAUGAAACCCUUCAUAACUGUCCCUGAAUGGAUCUACCGACUGAAGGAUCUCGUGCAGCGUUUUGCCGGCAAUGAAGCUAUCGAAAAGCGUCACACCAGAUCCAGUCGUUCGCGCACCGAAGAAGAGGAGGACGACAUAGAAAACGUGACCAUGCUUUCCGCUAUGCUGAAGGAAGGUUGGUACCACGUACUCGUCGGCUUUGUGGCACUUGGUUUCGUGCUUCUACUGAGCGGCCUGGCUCUGUUCAUGGUCAAGAAGAAUACCGAACCAGCGCACCACGAGCUGCUUCUCUCCAUUGUCACCUCUGUACAGGGCAUUUAUGUCCUGCUCUACUCUCUCGAGAUGGUGUUGCUCGUGUACAAUGUCGGUGCGCUUCGCGUAGGAAGAGACGUCUGGAAACAACUGGACGUCAUAAUGUAUUUCCUCGUGGUCGCCGAGUUCGUGCUCAUCAGCAUGGCUUCCGUGCAGAGUGAAAAGCAGGGAAAAGUGUACCCCAUUGUCUUGCAGGUCAGCUUUAUUACGCUGGUCUCGUGCCGUAUCGUCAAGACCCUGCAGAAGCGCGUGGUGCUACUCCUGUGGAUAUGGGACGUGCUAGACGGUAUCCUGAACCGGAAGCUGUUCUACGCAUACGACUUGAGCUGGGCGUACAUCACGGCGGAGGAUGAGGCCAUGGCAAAAGUGUUCCGCUUUGUCACUCAGCCGCACCUGGCCGUCGCCAUACGUGAGAACAGCGGCUACAACAAGCUGCAGACGCUGAAAAACGUCGUCGACAUCCAGCAGCGUUACCCCAACAUCGAGGUCGCCACCAAGACACGCCAGGCAGCGCGCAGGAUCCUCAACAAAGCGCUCGAUGGCCUUAAAGAACUGCAUGAGGGUGGUCUGCUGGAUGACAAACAGUUCGGCUUGCUUUUCGGGAACCUGUCCUGGAUGAUCCAGCGUGCCGACGGCAUGCCAACCAACGUCGCUGUGGGGAACGCGGCGUUUAACACGAUGCUCAGCGUUCCUUGGCUUACGCAUGACGUUGUGCCCAGACUGCUGCAGUCCUUCUACCAGUACCUGAAGGAAGGCGAGCUCCUCGUGGAAAAGAACAAUAUGCAUGACUGCGUCUUCAUCAUCUGCUCGGGCAUCGUGCGUGUGAGUGGAUGCAACGAGGAACCCUGGGCAAACCCAGUGCACCUGGCCAACUCGGAUUCGACACACUUCUACUUCUGCGAGGGCGCCUUCCAGGACUAUCUGGUAGCUCCGGACACGCUCGGGCUUCUAGGCUUCCUGACGGCCAUGCCUUCUGUGUGCCAGUGCAUCUGCGAGACGGACGUCGAAAUGUGCUGCAUCCCCAUGGAAGAGAUGACCUUGCUGGUGGAGCAGUACCCCGAGGCGCCAAGUCUCGUGUACCGUAUGUGGUUCAGUGUCGCCAUCCGCGUGGGCCUGGCUGUACUGGUCAAUCAGAAGCGGUACCAGGAAUGGACGCACGACAAGCUGAAGCGGUUCCUGGAGAACGGGAUCAUGCCAAACCUGUACUACGCCAUCGACUUCGUGCUCGACGAGGCAGUGUUGGACGUGAUCCUGAUCCAGGGAGUGGUCCAGUGCUCGAAGACGCAGGAGCUCUACACGGGCCCAACGUACAUCCCGAGCAACGUGCGAGAGAUGAACCUACCGGGAAGCCCGUCGGUACGCGCGCGGCCCAUCAUGCUCAUCACCACGGUCAUGCGCUACCACCUGCCGAGUGACCUGGACUGGUUCCACCAGCCGCUCACUCACUACGAUUACAAGAAGCAGCGAGCUUAUUCCAUGGCAGUCUCUCGCCCUGGCUAAGGCCAAGUUCAUUGACCCGGACUCGCUUCCUCCUUGAUACCGUCAACGCCACGUCACUCUUCAUCUGUCAAUCACUUCAUUCGCUUAGACUACUUCAGAACGUGCACACAGAACGUGCACGGACUCGGUCAAACAUGUCACUUUGAUUGUUCGCCCAUUUUCGUAACCGCAACGCCGCCGCAUCAUUAUUUUACGCAAUUGCGCCCGUAUAAACGUUGCACUAUAGUGCCGGAAAGGUCGUGCUGUUCGAUCACUUUGCCUGCACAAAAGUGAUAUCUGAGCUCUCGCGCCGACAGCAUAAUACCCCACCUUACAGCUGUUCGGAAUAAUUCGGCCUCAGCAAUAAAUCCACGGGUGUGUCUACACUGGCCAAUCUGCAUUAACGCGUUAACAAGGUCGGCGUGUUUUAGCAUGCCAAACAUGCUACCGGUACGGACGAUUACGGAACUUUGCCGCCUACUCGCCAACCCACGCCGAAAAUCGAUUUGGCUUCGUGCUACGCUGAGUGGACUUCUGAGUUUCAAGAAAAUGAAAGUACUCAAGAAGCUAACAGCCGGCAAGCGAUGGCGCUUCAAUUGCCAGGUAUGACACACUCGUCAUAAUACUUUCAAGCGCACUGGAACAAAAGGGCGCCUAUAGUUUGGUCUGGAAGCAGUCGAAGAAAUUGAAACAAUUCGACUGUAUGCGGUCACCCCUUCGUGAUCAAGUUGUGGCAGAACAUAGUCUGUUAUGCUUAGUGCUCUUUGAACAUGGUAUGCGCAAGAGCGCUUAUUAAACUGAAGGAAGCGGUGGGGCGACUUGCAGAAUUUAUUCUUCUAGUGCAUGCUUACUCUUAAAUUUAUUUGAGGAGGAGGCCUGAGGCGCAUGAACGCUGUCUGAAUAGGUAUUCAACCUGAACUUGUAUUCGGCGUCAAGGCUUCCUUAUCGGAGCUAGCGAGAGUGGUAUAAUUUAAAGGCCGUAAACUGGUGGUUUUAUCCGCAGUUUCAUAGUGGCAUAGUUACACCACCGGCAACAGCAGGUGCUACACGUCGAGGCAUUCGUUGAAGUCGGCGAGGUGUAGGGAGAGCGUACAUCCAAAUGAAGGGCCACCGUCUGCAGGUCUUCUUAACAAGCUUGAGGAAUGUUUUCGAUAACGGCGCCCCAUGCCACAGUUCGUAAUUAAGUUGGUGUUCAGUACAUGAUCAUCAUGAUCAUCAGCCUAGUUACGCCCACUGCAGGGCAAAGGCCUCUCCCAUACUUCUCCAACUACCCCGGUCAUGUACUAAUUGUGGCCAUGUUGUCCCUGCAAACGUCUUAAUGUCAUUCGCCCACCUAACUUUCUGCCGCCCCCUACUACGCUUUCCUUCCCUUGGAAUCCAGUCCGUAACCCUUAAUGACCAUCGGUUAUCUUCCCUCCUCAUUACAUGUCCGGCCCACGCCCAUUUCUUUUUCUUGAUUUCAACUAAGAUGUCAUUUACCCGCGUUUGUUCCCUCACCCAAUCUGCUCUUUUCUUAUCCCUUAACGUUACACCUAUCAUUCUUCUUUCCAUGGCUCGUUGCGUCGUCCUCAAUUUCAGCAGAACCCUUUUCGUAAGCCUCCAGGUUUCUGCCCCGUAGGUGAGUACUGGUAAGA
This is a messenger RNA of Dermacentor andersoni, 5078 nucleotides long. Its product is annotated as sperm-specific sodium:proton exchanger-like. Lineage: Eukaryota; Metazoa; Arthropoda; Arachnida; Ixodida; Ixodidae. Gene Ontology annotation, biological process: proton transmembrane transport; regulation of intracellular pH; potassium ion transmembrane transport. The record is from RefSeq and is a predicted model, not a curated record. Gene Ontology annotation, cellular component: plasma membrane. Gene Ontology annotation, molecular function: potassium:proton antiporter activity; sodium:proton antiporter activity.